GUCAUCCCACCCCCUCCCCUCGCAUCCCAACCAAGAAUACCCAUUAAUUCACAUCCUCUCCUCUUCCCUCCAACAAGGCCAUCAUCCAACUUUGAGGCUCUCGAUAUCCCACACACCCACUCCUCCACCUAUCCACAACCAACUGCACCCCUCACGUCUUCCAACCAUGGCGCCCGCUACUACGAAGAAGGCCGUCCACUUUGGCGCUGGCAACAUUGGUCGUGGCUUCGUUGCCUGCUUUCUCCACAACUCUGGUUACGAGGUUGUCUUCGCGGAUGUUGCGGAUUCUCUGAUCGACUCGAUCAACGCCACCCCCUCAUACAAGGUCAUCGAGGUUGGCACUGAGGGCACCGACGAGAACACCAUCACAAACUACCGUGCCAUCAACUCCAAAACGCACGAGGCUGAUCUCAUUGAGGAGAUUGCCACUGCCGACGUCGUCACCUGCUCUGUCGGACCCAACAUUCUGCGUUUCAUUGCCCCCGUCAUCGCCAAGGGCAUUGACAAGCGCUCCAACGACCUCGCCCCCAUCGCUGUCAUUGCUUGCGAGAACGCCAUUGGCGCCACUGACACCCUCGCCGGUCACAUCAAGGACCCCAAGAACACGCCCGAGCACCGUCUCGAGGACCACCACGAGCGUGCCCGCUACGCCAACUCGGCUAUUGACCGCAUUGUGCCUGCCCAGGACCCCAACGCCGGCCUGGACGUGAAGCUGGAGAAGUUCUUUGAGUGGGUCGUCGAGAGCGGUCCCUUCGCUGAGACUGGUCACCCCACCAUCGAGGGUAUCAACUGGGUCGACAACCUUGGUCCCUACAUCGAGCGCAAGCUCUACACGGUCAACACUGGCCACGCUACAGCCGCCUACCACGGAUACAACCGCAGCAAGCGCACCGUCUACGAUGCUCUGCAAGACAAGGCGAUCCUGGCCGAGGUGCGCCAAGCUUUGAAAGAGACCACCGAGCUCAUGGUCACCAAGCACGGCAUCAACCUCGAGGAGCAGCAGGCGUACGCUGAGAAGAUCAUCAAGCGCAUCGGUAACCCCCAUCUGGAAGAUGCGGUUGAGCGUGUCGGCCGUGCCCCCAUGCGCAAGCUGAGCCGCAAGGAGCGUUUCGUCGGCCCCGCUGCCGAGCUCGCUGAGAACGACCUUGACUGCAAGGCUCUUCUGCGCGCUGCCGAGAUGGCGUUCCGCUUCCAGGACGUCGAGGAGGACGAGGAGAGCAAGGAGCUGGCCAAGACCAUGUCUGAGAACGGUCCCGAGGAUGUUGUCCAGAAGGUCUGCGGUAUCCAGGCUUCUGAAAAGAUUCAUCCCAUGCUCGUUGAGGUUGUCCGCAGGGUCCAGGCCGAUUCUGAGGAAUGACUCUCCGCCAAGCUGUGAGAUGUUUGCUUUUGCGUGUCACGAAUUAUUGUCUUCUCUUUGUUCACUAGGGAGCGGGAAACGGGUCUUACACGACAAUGGGCGUUUGGGAAUCAAGAUAUCCACAUCCUCAGCAUCAACCAAGUAGUGGUUGUGUCUUGUUACAUCAAUGAUGGUUUCACCGAGGCAGAAGGAUCUGCAUGAAAAUGCGACAGUAGUACUAGCCAAAUAUGAUUACGUCAAAACAC
Molecule: messenger RNA, 1602 nt
Organism: Verticillium dahliae VdLs.17
Lineage: Eukaryota; Fungi; Ascomycota; Sordariomycetes; Glomerellales; Plectosphaerellaceae
Product: mannitol-1-phosphate 5-dehydrogenase
Exons: 2
Coding region: 167-1357 (396 amino acids)
Biological process (GO): mannitol catabolic process
Cellular component (GO): cytosol
Molecular function (GO): mannitol-1-phosphate 5-dehydrogenase activity
Source: RefSeq, a predicted model, not a curated record